GUCAAUAAAGCUAAGCGUUUGUUUUUAAAGCUAGAAUGCGAUUUCGGAAAUUAUGCCAACUCUUUUAACUAAAAGUACAAUUUAUUUUCAUCUACAGAAUGACAGAGCCCGGAAGUCCACUCGGUUUGUAAACACAUGGCUUGUCGUCGCGUUUGAUGCUCAAUUAUGCCAAAACUCUUCGACAUAAAGUUUCCGGGAGAAUGUAAGACUCUUCCUGAAGGCUUUUGGUCCGCUGUAGAUGUGUGGAUAAAGAAACCUCACGUUGUAAACAAGCGUCUGUGCGGGGUGAAGGAGACAGAGAGUAAAGAUGUGGACAGAGAGGCUCUGCAGCUGCUGCUGCUGGGUGAUGAUCAACUCUGUCAGGAUGUGUUUUCCUUCAUGAUCAGCAGAGUUUCACCUGCAGAGACACACGGAGAGGAAAACCUCUGGUCCUCUAGUGUCAGGACAUUUAUUCCCAAAGUAAACAAUUAUGGGACACGCCUGCAAAAGGAGGUUAUACUCAAAGACUUUUGCAGACAACAAGUCACUUUUGUUCCAUUUGAAGAGGAUUCAGAGGGACAGGUGUCUCCAAAGAAGGGCAACAUUUAUCAGCUCCAGCUUCUCCACCAGAGCUGUGAGGAAUGGGCCUUGGAGCUGCACGUGUUGUCUUCAGACGCGUGGUUCUCUGAUGGCGUGGCGUACCCAAAGCUGCCCUGGCUGUCCACCGAUCUGCUGCCUAAACUGGUGCGCUGGGCCACCGAAUGCAAGAGCAGCGAGUUCAGGAGCACCUUGUCCCUGCUGCCGGUGGAGAAGUACAGCAUCAUGUACCAGCAGCUGAAGGAGAAGUACAAAGCCAUGGUCAAGGUUUGGCCUGAGGUUACAGAUCCGGAGAAAUUUGUGUAUGAGGAUGUUGCCAUCGCUACAUAUCUCCUUGUGCUGUGGGCUGAGGAGCGGGCAGAGAAAGGUUUGACUGCCAGACAGUCCUUUGUGGACCUGGGUUGUGGAAACGGCCUCCUGGUUCACAUACUGGCCAGUGAAGGGCAUCCUGGAAAGGGCAUCGAUGUUCGGAAGAGGAAGAUCUGGGACAUGUACGGUCCCCAGACUCUGUUAGAGGAAAAGGCAAUUACUCCCAGCGAGAGCUUCUUAUUCCCGGGUACGGACUGGCUGAUUGGGAACCACUCGGACGAGCUCACACCAUGGAUCCCCGUUAUAGCUGCCAGGUCAUCCUACUCCUGCCGCUACUUCGUCCUCCCCUGCUGUUUCUUCGACUUUUAUGCAAAAUACCAGAGACGUCGGUGCAAGAAGUCUCAGUAUAAAGAAUACAUCGACUUCAUCACGGAGGUCAGCCAAGUCAGUGGCUUCAACACUGAAGAGGACUGCCUGAGAAUACCGUCCACCAAAAGGGUGUGUCUGGUGGGAAAGUCAAGAAGCUACCAGCUUUCUGACGAGGCCGAGGCAGAGCGGCGAAGAGCUCAUUACAUCCAGAGCCGCCAGACCGCCUCUGGGCUCGCAGUUCAAAGGUCAGACAUCCGAAAUGAUGGUGACAGUUGCCAUGGGAACGAAGACACUAACGGAACCCCUGACAGCAGCUGGGGAGCGGGGUUCCAGCCCAGAGAUAGGGUUGAAACGGUUCGAAACUGCGCCGCUCUCCCACGAGACUUUGUUGACGGUGUUGUCCUGCGGGUUGCUAUGGCUCUUCUGGGAAUGACUGAAGAUGACGGCAGCAGGUCCUCCAGUGACUGGAAUCGUGGAGGCAGCCUCUCUGUGAGCGAGGUCGCCGGGCUGUUGGAGCAGGAAACCCUGCAGCUCCUGAAGAAGGAGUGUGGAGGCCUUCAGACGCUGCUCAAGAACAACCACCAAGUCUUCAGAGUGGAAGGUGGGAGGGUGCACAUAAGAGACUGGCGGGACAGGAAGUCCUCCAGGGCGGAUACCCAGAGGAAGCCUGUUGCACCUGGUGCUCUGAAAACUCGGCCCUGCUGGUUCUACGACCACCACCCUCAGUGCUGCCCCCUGCAGGCCGAACACUGUGCCUUCGCUCAUGGACCUGACGACCUCCGACCCUCAACCAGACCUCUGAAGAAGAUGAAAAAUGCCUUUUGAUUGGCUCAUUUGUUCUGAACAGGUCAUUUGAACUCAUUUAUUAGUAGAUUAUAAAACUCAGGAACUGCUUCUCUAAUUAACAGCAUUCACUGAGUUCACUGAACCUCCUGGAAAAGUCCCGACAUCAAGUCCCACAGCCGCCAAGAGGAAGAAGUUCAGGUCCAAGCAGUGUGAGUUUUAUUAAUGCCACAUUUUAUUAUUUCUGGAAAAUGAGGUCUUGAAAUUUCACACUGACCACUUUUUUUUCGGUGCGAGGCUGCCAGAAUGUGAUGCUUCCUGGUGCAGCGUUAGGUUUCACUUUUUCACAACACCGGGUUACAUUGUCUGCUUUCAGAGUUUUCUUUCUUUCAUUUAUUUUGAGAAACGGGCUUCUGCUAAGCUCGGAAAAUUUUACACUUAGCGUUUAUUAAAGUGUAUUACAAGCUGCUUCUUUUUUUUUACUUAAAGAUAAUCAAAUCUGUGAUAGAUUUCUUUGUUGUCGAGCACUCAGGCUGUCUUUCAACUUUUCUCUCCACUGCAGCAAAACUUUAAAAGCUUUCACUUAGACACUUAAUUCACGUCAGACAGGUACUUUGAGGUUCACAGGCAGGGUGGAGGAUAGAGGCCCGACAGCGUUUGAACAAAGUAAAUGUUAGCGGCAUGAAUUAUUUGUUGGCAGUAGCUGAGGGGUGAGCUGCAUGUUGUCCCCUCUGGACGGGGGCUCACUGCUGUGUCUCUCUAACACAGUGUGCCAUCACCCUGUGGCUCAAAUGUCAAAAACAGUUAAGGCCCACUCAGGGACUGCAGCGGGGUGAUGGGAAGCAUCUCCUCGGGGAUUUGUUUGUUUAUUUGAACAACAAUAAUGAAGCCAUUGAGGUAAAAGAGCAGAAUAUUAAAUCUAUCAAGUUUUGCAAUUGUGACAGUGAAUAAUGUUUUUUGUUUUUUGUUUUUUUAAGGUAGUUACACAGUGUAGUUUCCUGACAAUAAGUGAAAGCAUAUUUUGGGUAUCUUGUUUUGCCAUUUGGUGCCACUAAUGUGUAAACUGACCACUGUUCACCCAAAUAAUGAAAACAUUUUUUACAACUGUGGAAGGCAAGUUCUUUCUAUUUCUAAGGUAUUUUUUGGGGCUUUUUUGCCUUUGUUGGAUAGGACAGUGACAGCAUGAAAGGGAGAGAGAGGGGAUUCGA
Messenger RNA from Plectropomus leopardus (leopard coralgrouper), 3245 nucleotides. NCBI's taxonomy places the organism in Eukaryota, Metazoa, Chordata, Actinopteri, Perciformes, Serranidae. The record is from RefSeq and is a predicted model, not a curated record.